Brassica napus (rape) is the source of this 2087-nucleotide messenger RNA. Its product is annotated as B3 domain-containing protein At1g43171-like. The record is from RefSeq and is a predicted model, not a curated record. The coding region runs from base 1695 to 2087 and encodes 130 amino acids. Gene Ontology annotation, molecular function: DNA binding. NCBI's taxonomy places the organism in Eukaryota, Viridiplantae, Streptophyta, Magnoliopsida, Brassicales, Brassicaceae. The transcript has a single exon.
AUGUUGUCAAAAUUUUCUUGAGAGAGCCGGUAGGUUACACUAAUAUUGAACUUUUGGUUAAAUUUACCACCGAAAAACUCUCUACCAGUGGGUGCAAGAUAUUUGAAACGGUAAUUAGUCAUAAAAAUUAUUUGAUCGUACAACUCAAUGAAUACACGUUCUCGGUUAAGAUUUCAUUUAAUAUUGUCUUCUCUCAAUAGAUUUACAAAUUUUCAAUCAUUUACCUAUAUAUUAACUAUUUUAAAGCAUAAAAAAAUAUUAACUACUUACCCUUGUUGAUAUUUAUGUAGGAAGAUUUUUAUCUUCUUCCUUUGAAAAUGUGUUUUGUCGGCGAUUGAACGUCAUGUUUAUAAUUUUAAAACAACACAAACAAUAUUAAUGUAAACUAUAUAGUUUGAGCUAAUCGUUGUAUAUUCUAAGCAUGAUUUUCAGGGCCUGUUAAUAGUAAGAACGAUAGUGAGCAGGGCCUUCUGUUUGAAUGAUUUAUGUUCUCUUCUCUUAACUGGGAUCAGGGGACAUUCAGAGUCAAAAGAAGAAGGCUUCCUGAUCGAUGUUUCUCAAGAAGGUCAUAUGAAAGCUACACAGUCUGCAAAUGGAAAGAACAGAUCAAUCUCUUGGCAGGAAAAGGCUUAGCUUUGAACCGAGUCUACAGUUUCCAACAUCUAGAGAUCAUUUUUCUUAACAGAGUAUUGAAUUAAUAUUCUAUUAUUUUGGAAGCCAAAGCUUUUGCUCUUCUAUCAGAGACAGAGAUUAGAAGAAACAGGAACCAAGUGUGUUCAAGCACGAUGAGGUGAUAUCUCUUGAGACAGCAUUAUGAAGUGAAACCGUCUCGCUCAAGAUGCAAGCAAUCCUCCUCCUCUCCUGAACACUUUUUUUUUAAUCCCUUUUACUUUCAUUGAUGAUUCUUCCUUGAGGAAAAAAUGAUUCUCAUCUGCAUCUUUCAAGAAGCACCUCAAAACGAUUCAGUUCGUCUUUCAUCCGCUUCCUCUGGUCACCUAAACCAAACAAGAACACAACGGUUCUUCCAAGAGAAACCUAAGCAACAACCUCCACCAUUUGCAAGUUCUUGAUUCACAAGUGUAACGCCCCAUCUCUUAAGCUACAAGAGUCAACUACCAAACUACACAGCACAAGAUUCCAAGUUCCAAAGUUGUUGCAGAUUUUUUGCUGAGUGCAAUCAAGAAAAUGAGAGACAUGUUUUAAAACUUUCUGAUCACAAUACCGUUGGAUACGAGAAACCAACCAGCCAUGUCGUGAGUUUUCAAGUCUCAAAAUUUCCAAUAAAAAAAUAUAUACAAUUUUAAGUUUUGUUAACGAGAGAUUUUUCUAUUUCUUCUUCUCUUGUAUUUCUAUUCUUCCUGUUAUGCUUUUAUGUAAACAUACCUCUCUGCUCAUGACAUCAUGACUUGCUUCCCAAGCUACAUUGCUCCUCCUCUUUCCAUUUUUCAUUUCAGUAUUAAUAGUAUUGAUUUAGCAAAAAUAUGGACGAUUUCGCCUUUUUUUAAACGGAAUAUUUCUGAUUUCUUUGGAGUUCCUAUUUUUCUUGUAUUUCCUUUUUUCUCAGGUUAAUCCGGGUAUAUAUAUAUAUAUAUAUAUAUGUUUCUGUCUAACAGACAAAAAAAAACUACACAAGUAUUCUUCUUUCUUUUACUUUCAAUAGCUAUCUCUAGCUUUUUCUUUAAAAAAACAUCAAUAUGAUCAUUGGUGCUUUAUAUCCUAUUGAUACUGUCGAACCCAUCCAUCCUGCUAUGAUUGUAACAAAACAACUGACAAACACUGAUUAUGUACACAGUAUGGUGUUACCGAGAGAACAAAUUGAGUCAGUUCUCGCGGUGAUGGAUGGUGUUACAGAUGAGAGUUUAAGAAACGGUAAGGAAGUGGAUGUUUAUGAUGCAACGGAAGAAGACGAAUACAAAGUCACCAUAAAGCGUAUUAACGACAACACCAAAUAUGUUUUUGGAAAAGGUUGGAGUACAAUGAAGUAUUCUUUGGAUCUCGAAGAAGGCCAAGAACUGAAACUCUACUGGCAUCGUGGUUACAAGAGAUUCAUUGUUCUUAAUUUUCAGUACACUCUUCUAAUGAUUUAA